AUGGAAAAAAGUAGCCAAAUGGAGUGCAGGAAAAAGAGCGUCGACGUCAUUGGGCCCAUCGUGGAGCCGACAGGGACUGAACGAGUCGGACAGAUUCCCGCGAACCGAAGUAGCCCAGCAGAGCCGCACAUUUACCAACAAGGCUGUGUUGAGGGCAAGGUCAAUGAAUACCCAGUGAGCCAGGAGGAGGCUGCCAUGUAUUCCAAGAUAAGCACUCCCUGUUACGUCUGGUUGGAUCAUGCUGGAGAUCCGGAGGGUAGAUUUGUGUCGGGAUUGGGAUCGCCGAAAAUGGCUGGAAGCCUUCCCGAAUUGCCGCGCGUGCUCGGUACCCCAUAG
Molecule: messenger RNA, 336 nt
Organism: Gaeumannomyces tritici R3-111a-1
Lineage: Eukaryota; Fungi; Ascomycota; Sordariomycetes; Magnaporthales; Magnaporthaceae
Exons: 2
Coding region: 1-336 (111 amino acids)
Source: RefSeq, a predicted model, not a curated record